Messenger RNA from Caenorhabditis elegans, 666 nucleotides. RefSeq lists its product as uncharacterized. The transcript has 7 exons. The record is from RefSeq and is marked reviewed. Lineage: Eukaryota; Metazoa; Nematoda; Chromadorea; Rhabditida; Rhabditidae. Bases 1 to 666 code for a protein of 221 amino acids.
AUGCAGCCGUCUUUCUUGUCUGCUCAUCGUCUACAACCGACUACCCCGCUGACUUCAACUGAAACUUCAAGUCCUUUCUUUUUGGACCAGAGUGUUCGGCCAACACAGUUAGCUGUUGCUAGCUCUUUUCCAGCUCAAACCCCAUUGCAUAAUGAACCUCUUCCACCUCCCGUGACCCAGAAUUCUCCGUCAAUAUUCUCUAAUAUUAUGCAUCGUUUUUCAAAACCUACAAUUCUAAAUGGCUUAGCUCAGCAAAUGACAUCACAUCAAUCCACUUCCUUGGAGCAAACUGAGAAACCUUCGUUUUUGAAUCAGAAUGCUCAAGUGCCGGGGUCCGCAGUUGGGAGCUCUUUUCUAAAUUCACCAGUACAAACUCAAAAUCUAUCACAGAAUAGCUAUGGAAAAGGUUUCUUGGCUGGAAUUACUGUGGUCAAUUCCUUGACUCAACACCAACGAUUCGCUUCGACUUUGCCUCAAACGUCAGCAACGAUUAGUUUUCGCACAACUACGGCUAGCGAGAAUUUCCCGAUUAAUGGAAAUUCCGGGAAUUCAUGGGCCCAUGCGAGUCUACCCAAUUGUGCAAAUGUUGGAGCAAGAACAGAGAACAAUAACAACACUUGGAAUGCUCAGCAAGCUCAGAAUGAAAACUCCCACACCUCACAUUGA